GUUAUUAGCAUUUUGUUUAUAAGUUUCAUCUUAUCGUGGAUUUAUUAUUGCAUAUUCUCAUAUUCGAGUUGUUGCUUCGUUUCAGGUUAGGUCCAUGUCCACGUGUUUAAUUGGUAUUCAAAGUUCUCAGAAAUAGAUAGAGAAAGAGAGAGUUCGAAGAAUUGUAAUUAAUCGCUUUCACGGUAACAUGUAUAACCCGUGCAUGCGUAUAAUCCAAUUAUGUGUAAUCAUUCUUUGGGUGAACCGGAAAUGUUCUAUUUUUGGCUUGGAUAAACCUCAGACUUACAUUAGACGCAGCAAGCGACUAACUUGCAAACUCACGUCUGUCUUUCUCUGUGUCAUUCGGUUCUUAAGCGAUAGAAGAAUAUGUCCACGGAACUGUCGCUAUUUCUCUUCUUUGUUUAGAAAUCCCGCGGAGAUGUCGCACACGUGCCGCGGCACAAUAUCCUUGCACGGGGCCUUAAUACACACCGUGGACGCUUGCACAUUCGUUGUGAGCAACGGUGGUACGCAAACCUUCCAUAUCAAGGCAGCGACAGAGGUAGAACGUCAGCAAUGGGUCACGGCCCUUGAGUUGGCGAAGGCCAAGGCUAUCCAGGCCAUGGAAUCUGAAGAAGAGGAGGAGGAAUUUCAAGAUAAUGACAGUCAAAAACCAGAACAAGUCUCUGUAAAGGAUCUAUCGCAGCGUUUAGAAAAUUUACAAGCAUGUAAUGAUUUAUUAGUAAAAAAAGGGACAAUGCUUCAGCGAAUCUUAAACGAGCUUGAAGCGUUGGAGCCUCCAUCGGCCGAAUUAGGGACAAAAAUAAAGACAGUCAGUGAACGAGCCACACUCUUUCGCAUCGCAGCCAGUGCUAUGGUUAAUGCAAGCAAUGAAUAUUUGCAAUUAGCGCAGCAACAAGAACCAAAAUGGAAAAAGAUGCUGCAACAUGAGCGCGAUCAGAAAGUACGAAUAGAAAAAAUGGUAGAGCAAUUGGCUAGGCAACAUUCUCAUUUGGAAGAGGCUGCACAACAUGCCUUACCUUCGGCAGUUCCAACAGGAGGACACAGAGCUUCGCAUACAACAGUUACAACUUCUCCAUCAGAAGACGAAGAAGAUAAUGCAGAAUUUUAUGAUGCACAAGAAUCUGAUACUUUUACCUUAAGUAUACCUGGUGUUCCAACAAAUAAUUCAAGAGAUCGAACUGAUUCGCAAGGUAGUGACGAUGGCUCUAGUUCAGAAGGAGAUCAGACACCUUUACCUUUGUCAGAGACAGCUACUACAAAUUCUUUUCGCAUUGUGACCGAUUCUACAGUGGUAACUCCAGUCACUGCUCCUAACACUGACAAUCUGGAUAAUACAAAUUGGGAAUCCAAUAAUGGCUGCAGUGGCAGCACCGGGGUAACAGGUUAUAGGCGAAAACGUAGAACUAGGGUACCUGAAAAACCAAAUUAUCCAUUAAAUUUAUGGAGUAUUAUGAAAAAUUGCAUUGGUAAAGAUUUGUCAAAAAUUCCAAUGCCUGUUAAUUUUUCUGAACCACUUAGUAUGCUUCAGCGGCUUACAGAAGAUUAUGAAUAUGCAGAUAUUCUUGACAGGGCAGCAGAAUGUAAAGAUAUCUGUGAACAAAUGGCUUAUGUUGCUGCAUUUACUAUAUCUAGUUAUUCUACAACUGCUUCCAGAACUGGCAAACCUUUUAAUCCUUUAUUAGGUGAAACAUACGAAUGUGAUCGUGUUGAAGACUUAGGAUGGCGUGCGAUUUCAGAACAAGUAUCUCAUCAUCCUCCAAUGUUAGCGCAACAUUGCGAGGGCCGAAACUGGCGUUGUUGGCAAGAAUUUACUAUGGCAUCUAAAUUUCGUGGGAAAUACCUCCAGGUAAUACCAUUAGGAACUGCUCACCUUGAAAUUGAUGGUACACACCAUUAUACAUGGCGAAAAGUUACUACCACUGUACACAAUAUUAUAGUAGGAAAAUUAUGGGUUGAUCAAAGUGGUGAUACAGAUAUUGUAAAUCAUAAACAAGGUAUCAAGUGCCAUUUGAAGUACACGCCCUAUUCAUACUUUUCGAGAGAUAGUCAGCGUAAAGUAAAAGGAAUAGUCAUGAAUUCAGACAAUGAAGUUAAAUGGGUAGUACAAGGUACGUGGGAUUCAAAAAUAGAAAUCGCUCCCGUGAUUAGUACAUCUGGCACACCAGAUAAUCCAGUAUACAAAACAGGGCCUUAUAUACUUGCCUGGAAACGUCGUAUGCCUUGUGAAGAUAGUGAAAAGUAUUACAAUUUUACCGAAUUAGCAUGUCAACUUAAUGAAGUUGAAGAAGGCGUAGCUCCUACAGAUUCCCGAUUUAGGCCUGAUCAACGAUUAAUGGAAAAUGGUGAAUGGGACAAAGCGAAUGCAGAAAAACUUCGAUUAGAAGAAAAACAAAGAGCUUCUCGACGUGCACGGGAACACGAAGCUGAAAAAGCAGCCGCUCAAGGUUUACCAUAUGAAACUUAUGAACCUUUAUGGUUUAAGAAAGAGCAGGAUCCAUAUACGGACAGUCUGUGCUAUGUAUACAAUGGUGAAUAUUGGGAAUGUAAGAGUAAAGGUGAUUGGUCACGAUGUCCAAACAUAUUUUAGCUUAAUAUAUAAUUAUAUCAAUAUUGUGACCGUCAAUAUACAAUGCAGAAGUGUUUGGAUUUAUUUUAAGUGAAGAUAGUUGAUUUUAGAAAUCACUGCUUCUAAAAAAAUGCUGACACGAUAUGACAUGAUAUAGUGGGAUUGUUAGGGGACAUGAUUUAAUCAUUAUUUCUUCCAAAGAACUGGUCGAAGUGGUAGAAGAUGGCAUUCUAAUUUAAAACUAGCGUUUUUAUAGUAUGUCAUUAUCUCCAUUCUCCUACAUAUCCUUUAUCUGUUUAUAUUACCGCUGCAUCCCUCUUUUAUUCACUUUUCUAAACAAUCAAAAACAUUUGCGUAUUUAAUCCACAUGGCCCAAUUAAUGCUUUGCAUACAAUAUUUGUACAGAUUCAAAAAUUUUCUGUAUUUUUUAUUGUUUUUAUUAAGGUAAAUGUGCCGUGAUAUUUUCACUAAAAAUUUAAAUACGAUUAAUAAGUAAAUUUAUUAAAAUUUUGUGAAUUCAGUUCAUAACUGGAAUAGCAUAUAUAAUAAGAUAAAUAAUUUUUAACACAAGAACAUUAAUACAUUACAAAUUAAAAUCAUAAUGGGAAUUUAAGUUAAAUAUGAAAACUUACUUAAUGCAACUACAGUAUUCGUAAUUUGUUUCAAACAAAUUUAGAUAUAUUUAAAUAUUUUUAUUUUUAGAAAUGGAACUGAAUUUAUAAGUUCCAACAUAACAGCAACUUCGAAAAAUUGCCAUAAUUUUCUGAUAUUUGAUUAUUAUAUAUACAUCGCGAAAAGUACUUACAUAGACUAUAAAAUGUAUUUUUGAUGCUUGACGCGAUGCUAAAAAUAUCUAAAAAAAAAAUUGAAAAAAACUUUUAGUAGUAUUGCUGAGUAAAUUAUAAAAAAAUAUUCGCGUUGUAUGUGACUAAAGCCUUAUUGAAUUAUUUAAAAUAGAUAUUGAUAGGUAAUACAUUUUUACAUAUUGGUUAUUUACACGUAUGGUGCGGCCAGACUGUUCAUCGACUGCCACGUCUUAACCUUUGCACAAAAAAUGGGAUAAGAAGCGGCAUUCGUUUAUGUUAAUACGACAAUCUGCAACCGCUAUGAAAGAAAUGUUCCUGCAGAUAAAAUAUUCAUAACAACGAGAGAAUUCAGUAUGUUGAGAUUUCAUCUCAAUGAUUCAUGCAAAAAUGGUAGUUUUAUUAGUAACAUGCGACAAAAUAAGAAAGAAGCAGAUAAUAUAAAUGGAUAUGCUUCCAAAUUUCUGCAAUUUUCCGUGCAGACGUAGAGAGACUCUUGAAUGUUCCACAAAAUAUUGACUGGUUAUCUAACCAGCCUAAUUACUAUACACUCCGUCGAGCUAAUGUUACAAAACAUAAUCAAUAUUAUUACGGAAAGAGUGUAAGGAGAAUUUAAAAUCAUAUUGAAGGGCUUAUAAAUUGUAGUAAAUUCUUUUCUUUUAUAAUUUUUUUAAAUAAUGCUUCAACUCAGAACAUUAACAUUCGUUAAAGCCGAAAUCCUUUUCCCCAAUUACAUUAUGUAGACACGCACACAUUCAUACACAGGUACAAACCGCGCGAAUGUUGCGUAUGUACGUACGUACAUACGUAUGUAUGUAUGUAUGUAUGUUGUAUGUAUGCGUGCUUGUAUGUAUGUGUGUGUGUGUGUAUGUAUGUAUGUAUGUAUGCAUGCAUGCCCGUAUGUACAUAUGAUAAUUAAUAAAACCCAUUGUAUAUCCUUCUUAUGAGCACAUCAUACAGUUGUUCCGUUCAUAGUAUUUGUAUAUUGACAACUACAUAUUUCAGUCUGUAUAGGGCGAUAUUAAACGGAACAUCUAGCUUGCAACCAAUGUUUACAAUGAUUGUUAUAAUUAAGUAUUUGGCUGUAUUAUAAUUUUAAUAGUUGAUUAUAAUCGGAUAUAUCUGUAUACAUAUAUAUAAAUACAAAUUAACUAUAAAAUAAAUAAUUUAAAGAAAAUACAAUAAGACGGAUAGAACAGAUGUUUGAAUUAAGUAGUGCUUGUACAUUAGCUAUUCGUGUGGAACGAUAAAUACAAUAUGCUUCGCUACAAAAUCGAAAAUAUCUUCGUAGCAUUCACAUAAUUGCCGUUUGGCAUUUCCUAUGUAACACCCGUUGGUCGCACAAAUGGUGCAAUUAUUUAUACGAUAAAUAACCGUAGUAUUUUGUUCCAUUAAAGAAAUUGUAUUGAUUUAUUGUAACAAUUAAAAACAAUCUUGAACGGGUAAUAUUUA
Molecule: messenger RNA, 4824 nt
Organism: Apis florea (little honeybee)
Lineage: Eukaryota; Metazoa; Arthropoda; Insecta; Hymenoptera; Apidae
Gene: Osbp
Product: oxysterol binding protein
Cellular component (GO): plasma membrane; cytosol; perinuclear endoplasmic reticulum
Molecular function (GO): sterol binding
Source: RefSeq, a predicted model, not a curated record